CUCACGGCCUCGCUCUCUCGUCCUCACACCGCACAUAGCUACGCACACCAUGUCUGCCACUCGAGCACGCCACGGCGCAGAAGACGAGGAGAUUGCCUACCGCCUCCAGGUCAUGGGUGCACGCGAGGGCUUCAUCAAGGGCGCACUCGUCGGUGGUACCCUCAUGGCACUCGCAAACUGGCGCUUCCCUUGGGUGCAGCGCCAGACGCUGGCGGGCAAGACGUGCGUCGCCUCUUGGGUCGCAAUCUUUGGCAUGGUCACCCAUGCCGAUCACUACCUGCUCGAGUGGGAGCAGCAGCACCGGGUGCAGUCGGAGCGGUGGCGGACGAUGGCGAGGAACGAGCUGGCGGCCAAGGGUACCGUCCCGUCCGAAACCGCCAUGCGCGCCUGGAAGGCGUCGUACGACGCCAAGCUGCGCGCGACGCGCGACGCGCAGACGACGGCGCCCGAGUCGCCCGCGGCCGCAGCUGCGCCCGCCGGCAUCGCGAGCGUCGAGGGCGGCAGGAGCCAGGUGCUGCAGGAGCUCGAGGCGGCCAAGCACGAGAAGGAGGGCGGCGUCGAUGCGCCGAAUGCGUGAGGAGGCGAGCGGGCGGUCGGGCAAGGUCGAGCGGGUCGAGCGAGGGUCGGCCGACGAGCAGCGUGUCACAUAGAUUUCUCCAUAUU
This is a messenger RNA of Rhodotorula graminis WP1, 663 nucleotides long. RefSeq lists its product as uncharacterized. The transcript has 10 exons. The record is from RefSeq and is a predicted model, not a curated record. NCBI's taxonomy places the organism in Eukaryota, Fungi, Basidiomycota, Microbotryomycetes, Sporidiobolales, Sporidiobolaceae. The coding region runs from base 50 to 577 and encodes 175 amino acids.